AUGGAGGGAAGAAGUUCAAUGGGUGUGAACUCUGUUGGGUUGGGUGUAAAUGAUGCUGAAAAUGGUGCUAGUGGAUUCCUUACGGUUUUUGGAGGAGUAAAUGUGGAAGAACGUUAUGAACCGGACAAUAGAGCUAAUGAGCCGGUUAUGGAAAAUGAAGUGUUUGAAGAUAGGGAGCAUGUGGAUAAUCGAAUAGAUAACGAAGAGGAUAACGUUGUGGAUGGUAGACAUGACUACGUUGAGCUUCCAUGUAGUGGGGAAACAAUUCAAAAAAGUCAGAAAGUAUUGGAAUGGGAAGAUGGGACGGGGAUUGAAAUAGGUCAAGAAUUUGUUUCUAAGGAGGUUGUGCAAGAUGUGGUUAAUAGAGCUGCGAAUAAGUAUUGUUAUGCGACCAAAACUGGUAAGUCGGAUCCUUCUCGGAUCACCUUACGAUGUCGACAAUUUUCAGAAGGUUGUCAAUGGUAUUUACGAGCUGGAAAAGGAAAGAACUCAUAUUGUUUCAAAGUAAAAGUUUACAGGAGGAUGCAUACAUGUGAUCAGUCUGAUCUGAGUACAACCGAUUGUAAAAAACCAGGCACUCCACGGUUAAUAGCAUCUGUUUUGCAUGAGGAUUAUCCAGCUCAGUUGGAUACUCCGACUCCUAAAAACAUCAUGGGUAUUGUUCGUGGAAGACUUGGUAUGCAUUGUUCAUACUCUACGACAUGGAGAGGGAAAAAGCAACACGUUAGUGAUGUGCGUGGGAGUCAUGAGAAGAGCUACACGGAUUUGCACUCUUAUUUGUACAUGUUAGAGCAGGUCAAUCCCGGUACAGUGACAAGUGUGGAAGUUGAUAAAAAUAGGUUCAAGUACUUAUUCAUAUCUUUGGGUGCUUGCAUUGAAGGCUUUAAAGUAAUGAGGAAAGUUAUAAUUAUGGAUGCAACCUUCUUGAAGUCUAUAUACGACGGAAUGUUGGUGUUUGCAACAGCUCAAGAUCCUAAUCAUCACAAUUAUAUCAUUGCUUUUGGGGUCAUUGAUAAGGAGAACGAUGCGAGUUGGUGUUGGUUUUUGAGGAAGCUAAAAACAGUUGUACCUGAUGAACCGGGUUUGGUUUUUAUGAGUGACAGACAUCAAAGCAUCAUCAAGUAUGUCGAGCAUCGCAAUGCAUGA
Molecule: messenger RNA, 1146 nt
Organism: Camelina sativa (false flax)
Lineage: Eukaryota; Viridiplantae; Streptophyta; Magnoliopsida; Brassicales; Brassicaceae
Source: RefSeq, a predicted model, not a curated record